GUUAUGUUGUUGUUGUUGUUAGUGUUGAGAGUAGUGAAGACUAGCGAAGCACGUGCGUUGCGUAUAUGUACAGAGAUUCAAGUUUAACAGUGGUAGCAGAGGAAAAAAAGUUCUAAGGAGCGUUAUAUCAGUGUUUUUUGUGCCAUUUUGCCUGAUUUUUGUGUCGUUUGUACUGGACUAUAUUUACUUCCUUCCCUAUUUUACGUUACGGAGCCGGUCAGGCCCUAGGCCUAAAUCACGCACCGUCAGCUAUCAUGACCGCCAUGAAAUUAAAUCCACCUGUGUUCAACAGCAGUGAAAAAACGUUUGAGCGAUGGGAAGUGGAAGUUCAAAUGUGGAGUGAAAUAACGGAUCUGGAGAAAAAGAAAAUGGGUAUUGCUGUUGCUCUUUCUCUUCCUGAAAAUGAGUCAGUACGGGCGCAGGUGAUGGAAAGUGUUCCACUCGAUGAUUUGAAAAAGGAAGAUGGCUUAAGCACUUUGCUCAACUUCAUGGAAAAAACGCUCGGUAAAGAUGAUAUGGAGGAUAGCCUAGAAAAGUAUGAGGAGUUUAAAAAUUGUACCAGAGUUGCUGACCAGAAGAUAAGUGACUUUAUUCUUGAUUUUGAACAGAAAUAUAACCGUAUCCUAAAAAAGGGGAUUAAGUUACCGCAAGAAAUUCUUUGUUUUGAGCUUCUAAGUAGUGCAAAUAUAAGUAAGCCUGAAAAAUUGUUGAUUUUGUCUGGGAUAAAUUUUGACAAAAAGGACAACUUGUUUGAGCAGGCUAAGAAAUCUUUAAAGAAAUUUAAGGGAGAUUUGGCUUCUGUCUUUGUUGCUGCUCCAGAAAAUGUUUUGGCAAUGGGAAACUUUCAAACAUUCAGGGGGCGGCCUUGGUCAAGGGGUCGAGGCUCAAUGAUGUUCCCCAGUGACAAAAGUCGCAAGAUGGCUCGGAUUCCAGUGAGUACAGGUGGUGCUUCUGUAAGGCCAAUCAAUCAAAAGGGCCCUGAUGGUUCACUUUUAACCUGCCAUGCUUGUGGUUCUUACCGACAUCUAGUUGCAUCUUGCCCUUAUUCUUAUGAAAAUGCAAAGAUGGCCCAACAAGUUCUUUCAGACCCUGCAGAGAAAGUUGUCUUAUUUACUGGUUACAACAAAGAUGCAGUGCAAGUUCUUGGUGAAGAAGCAAUAAAUUGUGCUGUACUUGACACAGCUUGUACUUCUACCGUUUGUGGGCAAAAAUGGUUUCAAUGUUACCUAAGCACUUUACCAGAUGGUGAGCUGAUGAAAAUACAGCAGACCAAGGGUCAAAAGGUAUUCAAAUUUGGUGGUGGAGAAGUUCUACAGUCUCUCUUGUUUUGUGAAUUACCUUGUAAUAUUGCUGGCAAAGAUGUUGUCAUUGAAGUGGAUGUUGUUAUGUCUGCCAUCCCUCUUUUGUUGAGUCUAAAAUCUCUCAAAAAGGCCAAUGCAAAAUUGAACAUCGAAAAAGAUACAGCCGAGUUUUUUGGGACCGAAGUACCAUUAAACUUUACUUCAAGUGGUCAUUAUUGCAUUCCUAUUGGAAAAACUGAUGAGAUAAGGGUACAGGAAGUUUGCAAUGUGGUUCUGAGUGAUGUGAUGCCAGAAGAAAGAAAGAAAAUUUUGCAGAAGCUGCACAAACAAUUUGCCCAUUCAUCUAUGCCCAGACUAAAAGCAUUAAUGGCUGAUGCUGGAGUGUGGAAAGAUCAAUACAAUGAAGAACUUUGCGAGAUUUAUGAUGGCUGUCAGACAUGCAAGAUGUAUAAAAAGACACCAGCAAGACCAGUGGUCAGUAUGCCAAUGGCAAGUAGAUUCAAUGAAAAAAUAGCCAUUGAUCUGAAGAGCUGGAAAGGAAAGUAUAUCCUUCACAUGAUAGAUAUGUUCACAAGACUGAGUGUGUCAGUUUUUAUUAACAGCAAAUCCCCACCUGUUGUUGUUGAGAAAAUCAUCCAGCAUUGGAUUGGAGCAGGAUGGGGUGUCAUGGAAGGAAUUUUUUUUGAUAAUGGUGGAGAAUUCAAUAAUUCUGAAAUGCGUGAGGUGGCUAGUAUUCUCAAUAUCCAGCUUUCCUCUACUCCUGCUGAAAGCCCAUGGAGCAAUGGUCUAUGCGAAAGAAAUCACCAAAUUACUGAUCGAAUGCUGGAAAUCUUAACAGAAGAGAAUCCCAAGACAGAUGAAAAUACUCUCCUGGCAUGGGCAAAUGUUGCAAAAAAUUCACUGCAGAUGUGGAAUGGUUUUAGCAGUUAUCAGCUUGUCCUUGGAAAAAACCCAAACUUGCCAAACAUUAUGUCAGAGAAACUUCCAGCACUACAAGGCACCACUUCAAGUGAAAUUCUGAAAACGCAUUUGGAUGCCCUAUUUUCAGCAAGGAAAGCGUUCAUUCAAUGUGAAGCUAAUGAACGCAUACGGAGAGCACUUAGACAUCCUAUCAGAGCCACUGAUGAUGUAUUUAAUCCUGGUGACAGGGUGUUUUACAAGCGUGAUGGAAGUCAUAAAUGGCUUGGUCCAGGAAAAGUCCUUUAUCAAGAUGGAAAAGUUGUUUUUGUACGCCAUGCUGGUGUAUAUGUUCGUGUGUCAACAAACAGACUAAUCAAGGAUGUAGACUUGAAAAAUGAUGAUGUGGUUGUUGAUCAAAGGGACACAAAUCCAAAUAUGUCAGUUCCCUUGCAAAGAGAUAAUAGCUCUUGUGCUACAAUAUCAACGCCACAGCUAUGUGAAAACCUGGGUGCAUUAAGGGUUGGUCAGGAACAAGACCCUGAUACCCAGCACCAUGCACAUGAUAUGGAAGAGCAACCACAAUUUGCAUACCAACAAAAGAUCUCAUUAAGAAAAAAUGACCAGAUCGAAUACAAGAUAAAUGAAAACGAUCCAUGGAUUACAGGGACAGUUUUAGGGAGAGCAGGCAAAGCAAGUACCUCAACUAAAUACUGGUUCAAUGUAGAGGACAAAGACACAGGCGAAAAGAAAAGUCUUAACUUUGAACAACUGAGUGAUUGGAAAAAGGUAAAUGAAGAAAUUGACUUAGUGACUGUCUCUGAUACCAAAUCUACUUUAAGUGAUGUUUUGCAAGCAAAACAUGUUGAGCUAAGGAAAUUAAAAGAUUUUGAUGUUUACGAUGAAGUUGAGGAUGUUGGUCAGCCCUGCAUAUCCACUAAGUGGGUCAUAACUCAUAAAGAUGGUGGGAUGAAAGCCCGUUUAGUUGCCAGAGGUUUUGAAGAGACUCAAUAUAUUGAAAGUAAUUCUCCAACAGUUGCAAAAACAACCAUGCGAAUACUUCUGGCAACUGCUACUAGCAAUGGUUGGACAGUAAAAUCUAGUGACAUCACAUCUGCCUUUCUUCAAGGAAAGCAAAUUCAAAGAGAUGUGUUCAUCAAACCUCCUCCAGAAGCUGCGCAGAGUAAUGGGGCACUGUGGAAACUUAAAAAGACCCUUUAUGGGCUAGCGGAUGCUGCGAGACAAUUCUUUGACAGUGUAAAAGAGGAGUUAAUCAAUCUUGGGAUGAAACAAUCCAAAGUUGAUUCAUCACUGUUUUACAUGACAUCAAAUACACAAGUUACUGGUGCUCUGAUUAUGCACAUUGAUGAUUUUUUGCAUUGUGGUAAUGAAGUUUUUGAAGAGAAAGUUUUGAAACCACUUGCAGAGAGAUUUACAGUUGGGCGACGUGCAAAGGACAAUUUUACAUACAUUGGUUUUGACAUCAAGCAAACCCGUAAAGGUAUUACUAUCAGUCAAGGGGCAUAUGUUGAAAAUAUUCAAAGUAUUAAAAUUGAUCCAGGAAGAGCCAAGGAAAAGAAAAGCCCCUUAACAUCUGAGGAACAGAAACUGUUCCGUAGAAUUGUUGGACAGUGCAACUGGGUUGCACAAGGAACAAGACCUGAUCUUGCAUUUGAUGUUGUUGAAAUGAGUUCAAAAUUCAACAGCAGCCAAGUGUCAGAUCUUUUGAGGGCCAACAAAAGUUUAUUAAGAGUUAGGCAGCACAAUUCAAUCAUCAGAAUUCCACAUCUUGGACCUUGUAAGAAUUGGCAUAUUCUUGUCUUCUCUGAUGCAUCUCUUGCCAACAUGUGUGAUGGUGUAUCUAGUAUGGGAGGUCACAUCAUUCUGCUACUUGGAAUGAAUAAUGCAGCUGCUGCUAUAGCAUGGUCAUGUGCAAAGAUCAAAAGAGUAGUCAAAUCUACUCUUGCUGCAGAAAUGCUCAGUUUGGCUGAUGCAUUAGAUCAUGCAAUUUAUCUACAACAAGUUAUUUCAGAGCUUACUUCAUUUGAUGACAUUUCUAUUGAUGCUUUUGUUGACAAUAAAUCAGUUGUAGAAGCUGUCUACUCCACAAAAUCAGUUGAAGACAAACGUUUGCGUAUAGAUGUUGGGUCAGUUAAAGAAUUGUUAGAAAGAAAAAUCAUAAAUAGUGUUCAAUGGAUUCCAGGGGAACAGAUGUUAGCUAAUCCAUUAACAAAGCUGGGUGCAUCAUGUCUGGAUUUACUGAAAGAAACUUUACAGAAAUUUCACACCUGA
This is a messenger RNA of Rhopilema esculentum, 4490 nucleotides long. The record is from RefSeq and is a predicted model, not a curated record. Lineage: Eukaryota; Metazoa; Cnidaria; Scyphozoa; Rhizostomeae; Rhizostomatidae.